AUGGCGACACUACUGAGAAUCCAAGAGAUUUUGAACAGGAGAAAUAUUAAGCGAGAGCGAAUAUUCAGAGAUAGGACCCAAAUAUUGGACACGUUGACCGACACAGAACUGAUUGCCAGGUAUCGUUUCCCUCGACAUAACAUCCUUCAGCUGGUUGAUCGGGUCAGCUCGGCCAUCACUCGGCCGACCAAGCGUUCGUGUGCCCUACCAGCCCAUGUUCAGGUGUUAGCAACACUUAGAUAUUAUUCUAAAGGUGGAUUUCUCAGCGAACUAGGAGACAUACAUGGUAUUGCCAAGUCAAGUGUUAGUCGCGUGUUGGAAGACACUACGGAAGCAAUUGUCAACUCGCACGAUCUGAUCCGGUUUCCAUCGCCCGACAAACAUGCAAAACUUGCGGAGGAUUUCUUCAACAUCUGUGGUUUUCCGAAAGUUGUUGGCUGCAUAGAUUGCACUCUAAUACCGAUUCAACGGCCACCAUUGGAUGAGGCAGUAUAUGUGUGCAGGAAAGGAUUCCAUGCCAUCAAUGUGCAAGCUGUGUGCGACGCUCAACUGCGAUUCACGAACAUCAUCGUCCAAUGGCCUGGAUCAACACAUGAUUCCCAUAUAUUUAAUAACUGCAAUUUGAAAUGCUGUCUCCAGGAAGGGAAAUAUGGCAUCUGGCUUCUUGGUGAUUCAGGGUAUGCAUGCAGACCCUACCUCCUGACUCCAGUCAGCAAUCCAGAAAAUGAAAAAGAGGAGAAAUAUAACCGCUGCCACACUGCUACAAGAAACUCAGUGGAGAGGGCAUUUGGGUUGUGCAAAUCUAGAUUCAGGUGUCUUCACAAAUCAACUGGAUGCCUGCUAUUUAGUCCCGAGAAGAGCAUCAAAAUUAUUACUGCCUGCAUGCAACUUCACAAUAUGGCAAUAUUACUGAGGUUGCCUGAGCCAGAUGUUCUGUGUGAGACUAGUGGACCAGACAUGGACAACACUCAUUCUGAUAACUACAACACCGAUGGAUAUAAAGUCAGGAGAAAUCUUAUCAACACAAGGUUUUAACACACAUAACCAAUCCAGCCUUUGUCUUUGGAUGUCCCGGAUGUCCCGCUGCACAGACAGAAUUUCUUCCAAAAGAU
Messenger RNA from Haliotis rubra (blacklip abalone), 1112 nucleotides. RefSeq names its product putative nuclease HARBI1. The record is from RefSeq and is a predicted model, not a curated record. The transcript is spliced from 5 exons. Lineage: Eukaryota; Metazoa; Mollusca; Gastropoda; Lepetellida; Haliotidae. Bases 1 to 1035 code for a protein of 344 amino acids.